AAGUACAGACGGCUGUAAAGCCCUCAGUCGUACAUACUGAAAGGCCGAGUGGAUGACAUGAUUUGGGGAGGACUUGUGUUUUAACUCGUGUACCAGGUUAACUCGCGUGUGUGUUUAAAAGGUAAGGUCGUGAUCCACACCACAGUUUUGAACGUCAGAAGUUUGUGUCAAGUCAUUCUAAGUUAACACCGGGCAGUCUCAUUACGGUGCUUUUAGCGCGCCUGGCCACGCACCUUUGGCUCUCUGUCAAUAGUAUACAUACGUACUGCCUCAGAACUGAAAGUCCCGUGGGAGCAUUCGGAGCCAUACCUAUCCGGUAAUUAUAGUAUCCAUUGUGACCAGCUGUCAAGAAUCUAUAUAUACAGAUUAUCUCUUAUCCACCCCCACACCUGAUGGGGACACAGAGGUCAGACUUUGUCUCGUUUCAUUAGUUCUGCUAAGCAGUUUUACCUGUACGGGACACUCGCAAAGGUCAACCCUUCUUCCCGCCGUACGCUAUAACUUUCUACAGAGGGAGUGAUGUGUGAAGUGGAGAUAGCGACUGUGCUUCAAGCUUCACCAGGUAGCCAGCCUACAUAAAGAGACAGUAGGCUGGUAAUACGGCCUUGUGUGACCCGAAGAGUCCUGACAUUGACGCUGCCUGUCAGUUCAGCUAUUACCGAUUCGCUGUGCACACCUAUACUGUAUUUGACCUCAAGCCAAAGCCCGGUAUCAACGUAAACUUAUUUUCACAUCCGUUUUGCGACUUCAGUUGGGACCUGGCUCGAGGGAUUUUUAUAUAGCCACGACCGGCUAGAGGCACACAGAUGUAAUAGGUGUACUGAAAAAAAAAAGAAAAAAGAAAAACAGACCAGGAAUUCACCUGUACCGCUGAGCUCACUUUUGUAUGAAAUGAACGAGAUAAUGGCUUACACUGAGACGUCUAUGUGUUCUCAUGAAUAUUAGCGCGGCUUCUAUCGAUCGUGAGGGACUGAACUAUAUAUACUGAACAACAGCUGUGAAUUCAGACCGGCCUAUAGGUGUGUCGUGGACGAAUGGCAUGUGGCCAAUAGAACCCGGCGCUGAUGUUGUAAUCUGUAGGUGACACAUCGCCCAUUUCACUGUACACAGGUUCAGUCGGGUCCUCCCUAGUGCCGCUCCGCCAUCAACAUGGAGUUACCUUACGCCUAUAACCACUACAGACCGAGGGAUCUUACGUUAUGCCUGCCCAACGACACGGACGCCGACGAUAAUCUGGCCAAAUCCCCUAUUGCCAGAAACUUAGGACAUUAUCCUCUUACGCCAAGAUCCAACCACGAAACGGAAUACAAACGAACUCUCGAAGUUUCCAAAGCCCCGGACAUUUUCCCCUGUAAACACGUCCUGUGUCACCAUUGCCUGAGGAAAAACGUCAGGGACAACGUAGUGACAUGUCCCAUCUGUGGAACGACGACUCAGUACGACGCCCCUUCUAUGGAAUAUGGCGUGAGUGGUGGCGAGGAAGACAACAACAACACGAUGCUUGUGACGAACUUCGAUGAGAUCGUGAAGAAAUUCCGAGGUAUUGAUCGGCCGUCGACGUUACGGCGAAUGAAGGAGGACAGCGUUCAAACGGCAACUAUUGGAAUGACGUACACAUCUAUACCGUGUGACGUGUGCGAGGAAGACCAUGGCAACCUCAAAGUUCUCCAAGAGCUGAACAAAUUAUCCGUUGUCCACAAGAGGCCGGACAAUCUGAACGGACAUUACUACAGGUUGUGGAUGGGAGAUGUGGUCACUACCUUCUACAGUAAGGUCAAUUCUUCGUCCAUCUGCGUUCCGUGUACGUACAAGAGCUUGAGGAAGAGUCAACAGUUUCCAGAACUCACCAAUGGCAACGGGAUCCCUCCCGAGGACGCCAACGCUCAGCUCUGCCUGGCGGAAGUCGGAAAGCUGAUCGUGAAAAAGUCGGCGCCAACCGUUUGCAUGCAAGGGAAAAAUAUGAUCGAAGUCGAUCACACCAUAUCGGUGAAGAAUCGCGCUGAUCUGUUUGAUUUCAAUUACACCGCUGAACGUAUCCAGAAAAUGGUGGGUCAACAAGAGAACACGUUGAUCAAGCAGGUAACGCGACAGAUUAACGACAACGGAAGGCUGUAUCAUAUCAAGGAAUCCAGCAACAUCGACUUAGAUGAUGAUCCAACGUUGAAAACGGAAAUCUGGUGAAAACGGAAUUCAGGGCAAAACGGAAAUUUGGUGAGCACACCGUAUGACCGCUAACAGAAUUCAUAAGAGAUCUGAAAUUCAGAUCUGGCUUCCAAGGUGCUGUUUGCCCUCUUCUUUAUUCAAAGAGGAUUAUACCUACAGGCCAGAUGCAAAAUUCGCGAUUCCAUCAUCAGUAUGUAUUACCCUAUCCCAGCUUGUCCAAGGCAUUUUCUUGUUAUCUAUGGUUCCAAAGAAAAGGCAGUGUGGUGCAUUAUUUUAAUAUCAGUUUAUACAUAUAUGUAUUAGGAACGGAUUCCACGGAUUACUGAGUUUAAAAAAUGCCCUCCAAUGCAGGAAAUGUUGUUUUCAGUUUGUGGAAUUGGGGGGACAAGUUUCGUUUUUGUUCAAUGGCUUUAAGGGCUAUCCAUUCGACGGAUGGGCUAGUCAGACACAUCAUAGUUUAAUACAACGUUAUAGCCUGUUGCAGGAUUAUGGUUUAAUUAUGUUGUUGGUACCAGGAUCAUUGGAAAAUAUCUACGUUUAUGAAAAAUAUGGAUUUGAAGGACUUUUAUAUGCACAAAACUAUACGGGCGCACUCAUUCCGAGAGAAUCGUCAAGGUUUUUCUUUUUUGUGUGCGUAAUGAAAAAGAAUGCCCAAUAUGUGUGACAACAUGCUUUCGAAAGCAUUUGCAGCAGAGGAGAUAAGUGGACGCAAGUUAUGCGUUCUCUGUGGACAAAUAGUGUGUCAGGGUGUUGGCAAGGAUUAUUUCAGGUUGAUGGUGCCUUCGAAUUAACGGAACUGGACGAACUUGACUUACACUCAAAGAAAACUGUGUGGACAGGUAUGGAUGUGUUUGAACUUGAUCAGAAGCACUUGAAUGUGAUUGAAAAUACUUUGUUAUAUACUUCAUCAGGCUUUUAUGAUGUGAUAUAUAAAUGCGAGGACACUAUUUUCUUGCCAAAGCUAUACAUGUUAUCACCAUAAAGACUGUAUAUUUUAUUCCGUUCCUUUUAUAUGUUCAUUGGAGGAGGUGGGUGUAUAAUUUCUGAAUGUACAGUUGUGUGACACACUCAGACUAGAACAUACCAGUAGAAUGAUGCUAUGCAAAGCGAGUUAAAAAGGAACAAAUGACUGGGGCUUGAGCAUAGCUUUAUAAAAUAUUGAAGUGAAUUAUAUGCAUCGUUUCCAGUCAGAUAUAUCUUUGCUAAGUGUAUAUAAGCGUAUAAAGCUUAGACAUUUUUGCGUUUUAUUCCGAUGUGUAUAUAAAUUGAACUGACAAAUCUGAAAAUUUGGGAGCUACACGGAUAAGUUAUCUCAGCUUGUAAGAUUGUCGAAUCUCUGCUGUAAAGAUGGUCUCAUUGCCUGUAUAUGCACUUCAGCAAAAACACGAUCUACGAAGGGCAUUUUGUUCAGUGUCAGAACAAUGUCGUGUUAAUAUGAUAACGGGGUGUAUACGCAUGGAUCUACAUGGAGGAUAUAUUUCUCAGUCAACUGAUGCUAAAUUGUAAAUAUUAUAUCAUAGAAUAAUCGGCGAUAGUCUUAUUUUUGUGUCCAAUCAUUGGCGAUUCGAUAUCACUUUGUCAUAUGCAGAUAUGCAAAUAAGAUGGAAGUCAAUGAUGUACUGCGUGUACAUUUAUCCAGAUUUUUGUACAUAUAAAUACAAUUUAUUUCGUCCAUUUUCAAGGUAAGGAUGUAACUUGGUGAAUCAUCCUUUUAAUAUUAUUCAUAGUUCAACGUCAUAGAUCUUUUGAGCCAGGUGCAUAGCGGUGACCUAGAAUGAAAGUAUUCACAGUUGUUAUAGAUGUUGCAGUUCGAGUAUAAUACAUACAUAUGGCAUGCAUGGAAAGGCGAGAUCUGCAUGGUAUAAACUGUCAGCGCUGUUUGACCCUAAAUUCGCGAAUUUUACAAUUUAAGAUGUUUAACAUGUACAUGGUUAACUAUGUUAAUCUUUAAAGAUAAUAUCGGUACUUGUUUUGGAACAUUUCUGCUGUCCUGGUCUUGUAUCCGUUUGGGAGAAUAUCAUCCAAUAAUCUGGCUUACCAAAAAUUAUUAUA
Liolophura sinensis is the source of this 4215-nucleotide messenger RNA. RefSeq lists its product as uncharacterized. Gene Ontology annotation, molecular function: metal ion binding. The transcript is spliced from 2 exons. The record is from RefSeq and is a predicted model, not a curated record. NCBI's taxonomy places the organism in Eukaryota, Metazoa, Mollusca, Polyplacophora, Chitonida, Chitonidae. The coding region runs from base 1150 to 2181 and encodes 343 amino acids.